AUUCAACCUUCGAAGAAAAAAAAGGAAAACUUUUUUUCACUUCGGCCAAGUGUUUUUCGUUUUCACUUUUUUGCAACUUCAACAAGGGAGGAAGAAAAAUCCUCGGAACCUGGAAGUAGAGGAAAAUUUUCACUUCUAAACCGUGCGUGCUGGCCAUUCACGGCGCUGUGUUGUGGACAAUUGAGUGGAUUAGGUGGCGAAGCAAGAAGAUUGCCAGAACCGGCUGGCUCCUCCCGCUCCAGAAAAGUGGUUCUCUCCCCUAACGGUGCGAAGAAAUUUUAGCUCCGGUGGACAAUGCGCGAGACAGCAAAGCAAUUCAGCGACGGGCGGAAGUCGUAAUCAAAUUGAGCAAUUGAACUACCAAUUCAAAGCCGAGAGGAGAAAGAAAAACAAACAGUUUUAAGCUUGAGGUUGAGCUCGGAAUUUGAGCGUCGUCGUCGAUUGAAAACGGAACUUUUGGAAGUCAUCCCGGUAGAGCGAUGGCGGAAGCGACGGAAACUUCGGCGAAAUAUCAAAAGCUGGCAGCUGAAUACUCAAAGCUCCGCGCCCAGGCCAGCGUCCUCAAGAAGGCCGUCCUGGAGGAGCAAAACAAGAGCUCCUCGCUGCGGGAAAACCUUCGCGUCAAGGAAGCCACCCUGCGCAAAACCGAACAGGAGGUCGACAGUCUGGGCUUCCGGAACAAACAGCUCGAACGGACGGUGGCCAAACUGCAGGAGGAUCUGGAGCUGGAAUUCAAGCGGGCCUCCGCGAAGGGUGGUGCCAAGUCAAAGUCUUCGACGGGAGCGGGAGCGGCGGAUCCUUCCGGCGUCGAUGCCCAGCUGUUGACCGAGGAGCUGCAGAAGAAGAUCCUGGAGAAUGCUCAGCUGGUUACGCAACUUGACGACAGAGGAGCCGAGGUUGGUCAGUGCCAGCUGCGGCUGGACGGGCUGAACCGGGAACUACAGCACCAGGCCUCGCUAGAGCAGAAGCUACGCAAAGAGAUGGAGGCGCUUGCGCUGAGAAACACGGAACUGGAGGCCAAGAUUAGCGAGGCUGCCAGCACGAUUGGCAGCGAGGACGGGCUGAGCGUGACGGCCGACAUGGAGAACCACUACAACAAUCACUUUAGCAGCAAUUCCAGCCAGGCCGGCGCCGUUGGUGGCAGUAGCAACAACAACAACAAUAACAACCACAACAACAACGCCAGCUCCGGAACGAACAACAACUGUGAUGAUAGGAUAGUGUUCCUGGAGAAGGAACUGAGCCACUGGCGGGCGCAGUACGAGCUGCUCAAGGUCGAGAGUGCCAGUCACCGUGAGUUGGGAGUGGCCGCGUCCGCAAGUGGUGUGGUGAGGGGCGAAGAAGUGUCCCAAGAGUGUGAAAAGAACUCCGAGGACAAUCAAACCCAAAGUGAGUUUGAAUCGCGGGAGGAAAAGCUGACGCAGCGGUUCACCAAGAGUAUAGGGGAUCUCUUUCAUGACAAGUGCCGGGCCGAGUCGAAGCUGGCAUCGCAUUUACUAGAGUCUCAAAGGCUGCAAUCUCAUCUGGACAUUAUGAAGAACCGACUGAAAGAGUGCGAGGACGCCAAGUGUGACGAGGAGCACCGGUACCGGAUCAUCGAGGAUGAACUAGCCCGCACCCGGCUCAACUACGAGGAGCAAAUCAGCGUGCUCACGGAGCAGGUGAUAAGUUUGAGCGACCAGCUGGCCAACUGCAAGUGAAUCGUUUUAGAUUUAAGUUACA
Molecule: messenger RNA, 1722 nt
Organism: Culex pipiens pallens (northern house mosquito)
Lineage: Eukaryota; Metazoa; Arthropoda; Insecta; Diptera; Culicidae
Product: flagellar attachment zone protein 1
Exons: 6
Coding region: 480-1700 (406 amino acids)
Cellular component (GO): early endosome; membrane
Source: RefSeq, a predicted model, not a curated record